AUGCCAACAAUAUCUUUGAUAAAUUUACCACGAGAAAUCAUUUAUUUGAUAUUUAAAUAUCUUUAUAAAGAACAUAUUGUUUAUUCAUUUUUCGAAUUAAAUAAUUAUUUUUCCUUAAUUGUUAAAUAUUUUAUUGGAAAACAAUUUGAUUUAACAAAAACAAAUAAUAAUAUUAUAUUUCAAUAUUGUUUAUCAACUGUUUUACCAUCCAUUGGUUCUAAUCUUCAUUAUUUAUCAAUUGGUCAUCCAUAUUCUUUAUCAACUUAUAUAAAAUCAAUAAAAAACCAUUGUCCAUAUUUGAAAAUCUUAAAUAUUUAUUGUUAUCCAGAAAAAGACGAUAUUCGUUAUUAUGUAGCUCAAUUAAUACAUUCACAACUUUUAUCAUUAAGAUUUAUAUUAGAUAAUAAUAUUGUUGGUGAAUCAAUUAGCCUUCGUUUACUUAAUAAAUCUACCGAUGAACAAUUUCAAAAUCUAUCAAUAGCAUCAUCACUUAAAUUACAUUUAUCAUCCAUAAAUGAUCUUAUUUUAUUAAAACAAUAUUCUGAAAGUGAUUAUCUUUCGAAUGGUUUAUAUAUGAUAGAAUGUAUUUCAACAGGUGAAUGGUUAAUUGAUAGUAAAAAUGAUAUAUGUACAAGUUCAAAACGAUUACAUCGUGAACAUAUUUUUGUUCUAAAACAAUAUGAUAAUGAUCAAUGUUGUCUUGAAUAUGAAUUAUAUAAUGAACAAACACAAUGUCGUUUAACAGUUUUAAUAUGUUAUGAUGAAGAAGAACAUUGGUUACCAUCAUCAAUACUUUCAACACAUCGAAAAGAAUCAUCACGUUCAUGUUCAAAAUUUACAUUUGAAAAAAUUAAUAAUCAAAAUCAUUUUUAUAUCCGACCUUGUUAUUCAUAUGCGAAACGAUUACAAGUCUCAGGAAAACGAAUUAUUGUAUCACUUUGUGAUAAAGAUAAUACAUUAAAUUAUCGUUUUAAACUUCAUCGUAUUCAAUAA
This is a messenger RNA of Adineta steineri, 993 nucleotides long. NCBI's taxonomy places the organism in Eukaryota, Metazoa, Rotifera, Eurotatoria, Adinetida, Adinetidae. The record is from the annotation of a GenBank genome assembly.